AGGGUUUUGUGCACGAACAGUCUGGUCUGCAGAAGAAGAUUUGUGGAGAGAGAGCAGCUGCCUGCCGGGCAGCAGAAGCGUGAGAAGGAGCGAGCAUGAUCAACUCGAUCUUUGUCAUGUCUCCUACGGGAGAGGUCAUCAUCGAGAAGCAUUACAGGGGAUACAUCAGCAGGACCUGCUGCGAGUUGUUCUGGAAUGAGGUACAGCAGGCAUCGAACCCGUCGGAGGUGAAGCCGGUGAUGGUUACACCCAAGUACUACGUGAUCCACGUGCAGCGAUACGGGAUGUUCUUCAUCGCCGUCGUACAGAGAGAUGUCAUCCCGCUGCUCGUCACUGAGUUCCUUCACCGGGUGGUGGACGUGUUCAGGGACUACUUCAACGAAGUCAGCGAGGAGAGCAUCAAGGAGAACUUCAUCACUGUGUAUCAGAUCAUGGACGAGAUGAUGGACAACGGGAUCCCGAUGACAACCGAACCCAACGUCCUCAAGACGAUGAUCGUCCCUCCCACCAUCCUCGGGCGUGUGGCGACGAGCAUGGGGGUCAGCGACAAGAGCAACCUGAACAGCGACCUGCCCGAGGGCAUGCUGAGCAGCAUCUGGUGGAGGAGGAAGGGAGUCAAGUACACGAACAACGAGAUCUACCUGGACAUCAUCGAGGAGAUCGACUGCAGCAUCGACACCAACGGGCUCAUGGUGACUUGCGACGUGUCGGGGGAGGUCCUGGUGAACUGCAAGUUGUCUGGGAUGCCGGACAUGACUCUGUCCUUCACCAACCCGAGCAUCAUCGACGACGUCAACUUCCAUCCCUGUGUGAGGCUCUCGAGGUACGAGAGGGACCAGGUCAUGUCGUUCGUCCCCCCCGACGGCAAGUUCAAGCUCGCCUCCUACAGCGUCAACACGACUGGGCAGGCUGUCACCCUCCCUCUCUACGUGAAGCCGCAGAUUCACUUCAGCGGCACGUCGGGGCGCGUCAACGUGAUGGUGGGACCCAAGUCGAACCUCGCGGGGAGGACAAUCGAGGACGUUGUGAUCACCAUCCCCUUCACCAAGAACAUCGCCACCAACAACCUCUCUGUGAAUCACGGUACUGCUCACUUCGAUGAUGCUUCCAAGGUCCUACGGUGGGAAAUUGGCAAGGUCCCCAAGGAGAAAAGUCCAUGUCUCAACGGCUCCGUUUCUCUGGUGCCAGGGACUGAGACGCCAGAGAGCGGGCCAACCAUCCUCGUUGACUUCAAGAUUGUGAUGUUCAGCGCUUCUGGCCUCAAGAUCGAUGCACUGACGAUGAGCGGUGAGCGGUACAAGCCGUACAAGGGAGUGAGAUUCGUGACCAAGGCAGGGAGAUUUCAAGUGCGCUCGUGAAGUCUGUGAUGCAGGAGACGAGGAGGAGGAGCCAAUCUUAUGUCAUGAAAAUUAGGAUGAGGAGGGAGAGGAGGGAGAGGUAGAGCGGUGAAGCAGCGAUUUGUAGGAAGAGCAAUGGAAGAGAAAACACGGAAGAGAAGUUGUAGAGGUAGCGGGCAAAUGAGAGGACAUGAAGAUGGACAAGACAACUCCAGGGAUCUUUUGCUCAGUAACUAGAUUGAUCGCAAGUGUAACAAAACAAGAAUCUCCUC
Molecule: messenger RNA, 1609 nt
Organism: Guillardia theta CCMP2712
Lineage: Eukaryota; Cryptophyceae; Pyrenomonadales; Geminigeraceae
Gene: AP3M
Product: Adaptor protein complex 3 subunit MU
Exons: 6
Coding region: 96-1358 (420 amino acids)
Biological process (GO): intracellular protein transport; endocytosis
Cellular component (GO): cytoplasmic vesicle; clathrin adaptor complex
Source: RefSeq, a predicted model, not a curated record